Brachypodium distachyon (stiff brome) is the source of this 1617-nucleotide messenger RNA. RefSeq names its product probable carboxylesterase 12. Gene Ontology annotation, molecular function: hydrolase activity. The coding region runs from base 123 to 1379 and encodes 418 amino acids. The record is from RefSeq and is a predicted model, not a curated record. The transcript has a single exon. Lineage: Eukaryota; Viridiplantae; Streptophyta; Magnoliopsida; Poales; Poaceae.
UGAUCAAAAUCAUAACCAUAAGCAAAUAUAGUCGAGUAGAAAUAUAAUAAAUAUAAAACUAUAUCUUAUAAUUAUAUAUUAAUAAAUUAAUUUGUGGUCAACCAUCCGGGACGUCGCUGUGGAUGAUUCCCGCUUCGCCUCCAUCGAUCUGCCGUCCAGGCCGGCUCAAGCUAGUGCUUGACAGAAGCAACAGCGCACUCACAAGAAAGGUUGCUUCAGUGAUUCAGUCUUUACUACUGUACUCCACAACUGAGCUUUUGGCCAUGGCUGGGAGCGUCGCGUCUACGCUGCUGCUCCUGCUCAACAUGGCGGGAUCGCUGCUCGCCCCGCGCGCUCCUCUGCCUCAGAUACCGCCGGCCUCCGCCGCCGAGGGUGACGACGUGGACUUCUUCUUCUUCCCCUUCCUGGUGCUCUACAAGAGCGGCCGCGUGGAGCGAUUCAUGGGCACGGACACCGUGCCGGCCUCCGUGGACCCGGCCACCGGCGUGGCCUCCAAGGACGUGGCCAUCGACGAUGCCCCCUCCUCCGCCGGCCUCGCCGUCCGCAUAUACCUGCCGACCCUAUCCAGAUCCAACGGCACGGCGAAGAAGCUGCCGCUGGUCGUGUUCUUCCACGGCGGCGGCUUCGUUACAGAGUCGGCCUUCUCGCCGACGUACCAGCGGUACCUCAACGCGCUCGCGGCCAAGGCCGGGGCGCUCGUCGUGUCCGUGGACUACCACCUCUCGCCCGAGCACCGGCUCCCGACGGGCUACGACGACGCGUGGGCGGCGCUCCAGUGGGCGCUCACGAGCGCGCGCUCCGGCUCCGAAGCAGAGCCCUGGCUGCAUCGGCACGCCGACCUGGCGCGGCUGUUCCUGAUCGGGGACAGCGCCGGCGGCAACAUCGCGCACAACAUGGCCAUGCGCGCCGGCAGGGAAGGUGGCGGCCUCCCCGGCGGCGCCACCAUCGAAGGCAUCGCGCUGCUCGACCCUUACUUCUGGGGGAAGCGCCCGGUGCCGUCGGAGACGCGGGACGCGGAGCUUCGGCGGUGGCGGGAGCGGACGUGGAGCUUCGUCUGCGGGGGGAAGUUCGGGGCGGACGAUCCUGUGAUCAACCCGGUGGCCAUGGAGAGCGAGGAGUGGCGCCGGCAUCUCGCGUGCGCGCGCGUUCUGGUGACCGUGGCCGGGCUGGACAUGUUGGCCCCGAGGGGCCGCGCGUACGUCCAGGCGCUCCGGGCCAGCGGGUGGGGCGGCGAUGUGCGGCUGUAUGAGACGCCCGGUGAGACCCACGUGUAUUUUCUGUUGAAGCCGAAUGGAGAGAAGGCGGCGAGGGAGAUGGAGACGGUGGUGGCCUUCAUCAACGGUGGCCGUGGGAGCACGGCUUCGAGAAUGGAUGCUUAAAUACGGGGAUUUCUUUAGGAUUCCCAAGAGAACAGGUAGUUUGAUGUUUAAUCCCAACCAUACCUCUUGCACAGGAAGUUUCAAUAUGUUCUCUGGGGCGAACGAGCUUCUAGCGUGGUGGCCACGAGCUCCAGUAGCACCCCUACUAGAGUUCGACUCCUAUUGGCCGGAAGGUCAAAAAUAUUUCCUCGUCUGUCCCAUAUACCAAAGCACCGGUCUAAAGCCGGUUUUGAUCUCA